Molecule: messenger RNA, 1297 nt
Organism: Athene cunicularia (burrowing owl)
Lineage: Eukaryota; Metazoa; Chordata; Aves; Strigiformes; Strigidae
Product: bone morphogenetic protein 7-like
Exons: 4
Coding region: 25-891 (288 amino acids)
Biological process (GO): SMAD protein signal transduction
Cellular component (GO): extracellular region
Molecular function (GO): cytokine activity; growth factor activity
Source: RefSeq, a predicted model, not a curated record
CACUUCUACUUCGACAUCAGCGCAAUGGAGAAGGGCGAGCAGGUGCUGAAAGCCGAGUUCAGGGUCUUCAAGCUCAAGAGGACACAUGUGUCUAGGAGGUCUGACGUGAAACACUUUUGUAAAGUGGAAGUGUAUGAGCUCUUGGAGAGUGGAAGUAAGCCACAGAAAAGACAUCUCAUUGCAUCACGGUUAUUGUCACUGUACACAGAAGGCUGGGAAGUAUUCAGCGUCACACAGACAGUUUCCAAGUGGGUUGCAAACAGCAGCUCCAACCAUGGCUUUUUGGUAACUACAACACAUGUAUUCAACAAUAGAAUUGAGCACAACCUGGUUAAGUUUGCUAAGAGCCAGGGCACUUUGCAGGAGAGUAGAAAUGCUCUCCUGGUCCUCUUCACCAACAGUAACAAAUGGAAGUCUUCCAGCUUUGUACCCUCUUCCACAAAAACAGAGAUGAACCCUCCCAGAAAUGAUGCUUUACGUGCGCCUCAUGAAACUCAGAUCAUCGAAAGCAGCAAUGCAAGCAAGAACAGGAGACCUCGAGCUGCUGCAGUCCCUUCUGCCAAAAGCCAAGUAACAGCAUGUCAUCGAAGGGAACUCUACGUUGACUUCCAUGCUAUUGGCUGGUCAGGAUGGAUUAUUUAUCCAAGUGGAUACAAUGCAUUUUAUUGUAGAGGAUCAUGUCUCUUCCCCUUGGGGGAAGGUCUAAAUGCAACAAACCAUGCUACAGUUCAGUCCAUAGUCCAUACACUUAAACUGUCUGAAGAUGUCAGCAUGCCCUGCUGUGUGCCAGAUGAGUUGAAGUCCCUCAAUCUUCUCUACUUUGAUGACAAAGAGAAUGUGGUCCUUAAAAAUUAUAAAGACAUGGUGGCAACAAGGUGUGGUUGUCAUUAGCAGGACCUUUUAUUGUCUGUAUUUGGCAUGCACGUGGAUUCAAUUCCCCAUUUGCUGCUGAAUAUACCAAGGGAGAUGGCAUUUCUCUUUACAGGGGAGGAGAGUCAGAAACUCAGCUGUGCUUCAAAUUCUUCUACCUUCAUCAUGGCUGUGUGGAAAGAUGUUUACAGCUGGCUUUUGAAGAGCUGUGGGCUUUUGGAGAAUAUGCUGACCCAUAUGGAGAGCUCUUUGAGUGCCUGUAGACAGAGGAAACCAUUAGAACCAGGAACUUGCUGAAGUGAAGGGAGUUGAAACACAUUCAGUUGAGCAUUCAAAUUAAGAUCUUGUUCUGCAUAUUGAGUCUCAGAAUUUCCUAUGGUUUAACAGGUAUAGUAUCCUGUCUCAAUCCAGGAUGGGGGGUGCAGGU